AGACGUCACUAAACAUCGGAGUUCAAGCUAACCAGGCGCCAACAUAUACUGCGUUAGACCUUAGACGACGGCCAUGUCUAGCGCUAGACACACUGCCGUCUUCCUUCUCCUUCUUGGCGUUGUUUAUGAGCUGAGCACCGUUGCACUUGCCAAUUUUUACAUUCCAAAGUUCGGUGGCCAUGGUGUUUUCGGACGCCGUUGCCGGUUUGGCUUUGGAGGAGAUAUAGGGUUCGGCGGAGGUGCUGGAGGUGGUUUCGGUGGCGGUGGAGGGCUCGGUGGUGGCAUCAGCCAUGGUGGCGGGUUUGGAGCGGGUGGUGGAUUGGGUGGAGGAGGAGGGUUUGGAGGAGGCCUUGGUAGUGGGUUUGGUGUUGGAUCAGGCAUCGGUGGUGGCGGUGGAUCAGGGGGAGGCCUUGGAAUAGGACAUGGAGGAGGCUUUGGUGGUGGAGGCGGAGGUGGAGGCGGAGGGGGAGGGGGACUCGACGGUGGCCAUGGUGGUGGUUUCGGUAGCGGAGGUGGAGUUGGAAGUGGUGUUUACGGCAGUGGAGGAGGGUUUGGAGGCGGCGGCGGAGGAGGCCUUGGUAGUGGGCAUGGUGGAGGCUUUGGCUCUGGACUGGGUGUAGGAAGUGGUAGUACACAUGAAGGUCUUGAUGGUGUUGGAGGCAUCGGGGGUGGCGGAGGACUUGGUGCCGGGUAUGGUGGAGGUUUUAGCGCAGGAGCGGGUAUAGGAGGUGGCAUUGGAAAAGGUCUUGGAGGUGGAGGUGGGUAUGGCGGCGGCUUCAGAGCUAGUGCUAGUUUCGAAGGCAGUGUUGGUGGAGGCGGCGGUCAUUGAUAGGGCAGACAAACAAGCAUGGUGUUUUGUCUUGUUGUGUUUCAUGACGUACGUGGAUCGAUUGCAUGCUUGCAUGUAAUCUCCAGGGUUCAUCUCUAAUUUGUCUAUUAGUCCGUGUUUGAUAUGAGAUUUGUUCGUUUAGAGUGAUGAUAUUAUUCAACGUACGUGAACUAAUAAGUAGUAUCUGCUGAUUCAGGGAUCUCAGGUGUGUAUAAGCCUUAAACUGUGCUCUGCAUUUUGAAUCUGUAGCGAAGGAAUAAAACAGUGAGAUGUGAUUCACUCACCAAACUAGUUCUUGACC
Molecule: messenger RNA, 1130 nt
Organism: Zea mays
Lineage: Eukaryota; Viridiplantae; Streptophyta; Magnoliopsida; Poales; Poaceae
Product: glycine-rich cell wall structural protein 1
Exons: 1
Coding region: 74-829 (251 amino acids)
Source: RefSeq, a predicted model, not a curated record